This is a messenger RNA of Papaver somniferum (opium poppy), 920 nucleotides long. RefSeq names its product membrane protein PM19L-like. The record is from RefSeq and is a predicted model, not a curated record. NCBI's taxonomy places the organism in Eukaryota, Viridiplantae, Streptophyta, Magnoliopsida, Ranunculales, Papaveraceae. Bases 109 to 588 code for a protein of 159 amino acids. The transcript has 4 exons.
CUGCGCAGAGGCACCCAUUCAAUCCUCAUAACUACUUCUUCCUCCAUAAAUCUUCUUCCCAUUUUUUUGGCUUCAAAUAUCCUUAUUGAGUUCUAAAGGAUAUCAAUAAUGGCUGGCCAGCAAUUGAAACCAGUAGCAACUGGACUCUUGUUCCUUAACUUCUGCAUGUAUGCUAUAGUAGCAGCCAUUGGAGGGUGGGCUCUAAACUAUGCAAUAAAUUAUGGAUUCAUUAUUGAUUCAAAUUUACAACUACCAGCAAAUUUUUCACCCAUAGCCUUCCCAAUUGGAAAUGCUGCUACCGGAUUCUUUGUUACAUUCGCAUUGAUUGCAUCAGUGGUCGGUGCUGGGUCGGCUCUUGCUGGGAUUAGCCACAUUCGGUCAUGGAGUUCUGAAAGCCUGCCAUCUGCGGCAUCAGUUGCAAUUAUCGCUUGGACUCUUACUGUCCUUGCCAUGGGUUUGGCCUGGAAAGAGAUCGACAUUGGAAUGAGAAAUUCUCGUCUGAAAACAAUGGAGGCCUUCUUAAUUAUCCUUUCAGUUACCCAAUUAAUCUACAUUCUUGCCAUUCACGGAGGCUCAGCAAGGAGAUGAUCAAAGCAAACUUGAGUCGAAUCUCCGGUACCGUCAUUUGUGUGUAUUUUAUAUUAUAUUUGCCAACAGUUUUUCUGGAGUGGAAUUUUUUUUAUUGAAAGUGAUUGGAUUGUGCGGAUUGUUUAUGGGAAUGUUAUGGAUGGGAAUGGGAUUGGAUUUGUUUGUACUAAGAUUAUUUGUCUGUGGGAGUGUUGUAAAAAACAGUAAAUCUAUGGUUUGUAUAAAUUAUUGAACAAUUGUUUGUACUUAUCCUGAUAAGUUGUUCUGGCCAAGCUACUCUGAUGUGGGCACUGUAAAACAAUGUUAUUUGAGACUAGAUAAUUUGUGAUGAU